CUUAGCUCCCUGCAGUAAUGUGUAUAAUGUACAAUGGUUCUCAUAAUAUCGGUCCUUCUAUUUGGGUGCUAAGAUUUCACUUCUUGAGGGUUUUUGUAACGAUUCUCUGAGGUGGACCGGUACUAUGAGAAAAAGGUAUAUUUAAAGAAGCCACACAUGUACCACAAAUGCAAAACCAAUCAGCUGCUGCGGAUUUCUUCACCCUACCAGAUACUUUCAUCAUACGUGAACACAUUGGGUCUGAGGACAGAAGCACUGAGUUCAAGAAAGGUCCUGGUUUCAUCGAUCAUGAUUUUCGAAAGAACGUCGCCAAAUACGUCUCGGCGUUUAUCAACAGCCAACAGAACGGGAAACUCCUGAUUGGUGUCGACGAUGACGGUUCCGUGGUAGGAUACGGGAUAAACCAAGGUCAAGAAGACCGCUUGAAGCAGCAAAUCGACGAUGCCAUUAAGGACAUCAGACCUGCUGUGCACCCGAAUGACUACAGAGUGGCUUUUAUACCCGUGGUCGACAACUGGGGCUUGUUCAUUGAAAUUCCAAGUAGAGAAUGCACGACUGAAAAAUGACUAUACAAAUCUACAUCAACAAGGGAAUGCAAAGGAAAGACAACUCGAACAAAAGCUGGAAGAGAAAGAUAAACUUAACCGAAGUUUGGAAUCGAAGAACAGACAUUUGGAAGAGGAGCUCAACAGGCUGAAACUUCAGCGAGAGCACCAGAACGAUAUUAACGGCACUGCAGAGACAGCUCUUAAGACGAUGGAAGAGGUUCAAAAACUUCGUGUGAUGAUGGAAGCACAAGUAAACGUUCAAAGGUGUGCGCUAUUUCAUAGGAAUCAUCACAGAAACGUUCAAAGGUGUGCGAUUUUUAAUAGGAACCAUCACAGAAAUGUUCGAAAGUGUUCGCUAUUUUAUAUUAACUAUGACAUAACUGUUCAAACGUGUGCGCUUUUUUAUAGGAAUCGCAACAUAAAUGUUUACUGUAUUCGCAAAACGUUCAUAAAAUUCAUAAACUCGCACCGUUUCUUACAAGUCACACAUGCCAGUCUAGAAGCUGUAAGAGAAUACACGAGUGAUGGGGUUACUCGACUUAACAUGUAUCAUCGUGCAAAACUGCGUAGUUAAGACGAGGCAGAGAACUGUUGUUUGUAUCCCACUGACUAAAGGACGUCGAAUUUGAGAAUCUUUAAAACAAUUGAAAACACGCAUGAAUUCAUCGUUAGGGCAUUGUUUUAAGUGAUAGUUGUCACGAUUUUCUAAGUAAUAUUACGUUUGUGGUGCCAUUUUCUAAGAAGGGGUUAUUUUUAUUCCAGGGCCGUUUAAAACUAGUCUUUAAAAUAUAUUUAUACAUGUAUAUAGAUAUAUUGCCAUUUUAUAUUUAUAAUAUUGCAAGGGUGAUGUUGUUUUGUAUGGCAUUUAAUGUCCUGAUGUUUUAAUGGCUUGUCGUUAAAAAAUGUUGUUAUAUUUUAUGCUGUUUCUGGGCUUUUAUCUUUACUUAUAGAUGUGUAUUAAAUUUGUCUUGUUGUUUCGAUUCAACAGUCAUUUUAUUAUUUGAAUUAAAGAUAUUUCACUACAUAAUUAAUAUUGUCGAUAAUAUUGAUAAGUAGAUAGAAAAUAUUUUAAUAAAAUAAUAAUUGAGCCGCUAUCAUGGAAAAUGGGUCUUAAUGCAUGCGCUUAAAAACUCGUCCCGGAUUAGCCUGUGCAGUCGCGUAGAUUGGAUAACUCAAUAAGCUUGACGUGCUCUUCGAAAGCCACUUACUCGCUUACUAUUAAACGACUGCACUUAAAAUCAAUCGUUUCAUACUUAAAUAAUAUAAACUCUGAGCAUUGGAAAUAAGCGGUUAUUGUGUUGUUUUAUUAAAAUGUUCAAUGAAGUGUCAUUUCAUGUUAAAUGACCAACUAUUUGAAGUACCGAUAUAUAUUGAAUGGAUACCUUAACUCUUUUAACAUACAACGAUAAAAAAGGCAAAUGAAUAAUAAUUGAGUGUUUAAACGUUUGUCUACCUAUUAAUACUUAAACUAAAGCGAACUAUUGACGUUUGUUCAAUUGUUAGUUGUACAUAGCUGGCGGCGAAGUAUGAUGGUUAAUUUAACCAAACGUUUACCUUUGUGACGAGAACCUUAAAUAUAUAGUCAAGUUUAUAAUGAUAUAAAACCAUAUAGAUCUAACAAUUAAGUCGAGCAUUUUUGUCGGAAUGUUUGGCAAUUGGUCAUUUGUCGUGCCUCAGAGAGAAAUUAUUUUGUUGUUGUGGAUAAAACAUAACCAUUUAGAGAAUAAACUCAAACUAAAUCGAAUAUGAUGUAAGAAUAUUGUGUGUGUAUUUUAGUCUUGCAAUGUUAUGCGGUUAAUGAAACCUUUUCACGUUUUGGUAAAUUGACAAAAUAAAAAAAAGUUUCAGAUUCGCAAA
This is a messenger RNA of Dreissena polymorpha, 2405 nucleotides long. Its product is annotated as schlafen-like protein 1. The record is from RefSeq and is a predicted model, not a curated record. NCBI's taxonomy places the organism in Eukaryota, Metazoa, Mollusca, Bivalvia, Myida, Dreissenidae. The transcript has 6 exons. Bases 168 to 566 code for a protein of 132 amino acids.